AUGAGUACCAAGCUAAAGGAAGCAGCAGUUGCAAAUGGGUUUGCCGCCACCAUAGAUUUCGUGCUCAGCCAGGCACCGAGGCCGGGGCCGAAGGUAAAGGCAAUAGAGAAGCAAGCGCCGAUAAUGGCCAUGGUAGAGCCUCGAGACGACUCAUCAGAUAUGUCGCUUGCCAUGGCAGUCGACAGCUGGAUAUUUCCCUCGGAGAGACCUCCAACAACCCGGCUCGCGACAAAGGUCCGAAAGUCAACGGCAGCGACCCAGAGCAGCACGGAAAGUAUGUUUCCACACAUAGAAGUCAGUAGAGCAGUACGUCGGCCGUAUCGAUCGGAUAAUCUUCCAAUGAGGGGGGAAGCAAUCGCUUGCAACAAACAGCGAGCCCAUGGCUCCUCCAAGGAGUACAAUGUCAUAUCGAGAAUCAAUUGGGCGUGA
Molecule: messenger RNA, 429 nt
Organism: Pochonia chlamydosporia 170
Lineage: Eukaryota; Fungi; Ascomycota; Sordariomycetes; Hypocreales; Clavicipitaceae
Exons: 2
Coding region: 1-429 (142 amino acids)
Source: RefSeq, a predicted model, not a curated record